AUGUCGACAGAAGGCGGGAAGAGAGCGGCUUUUCUGGGGCUACUCAUUCGGGAGAGCUGGCCGUCGAAAGACGUUGCGUCAGAUGACGACGUGUCAUCUGGCAUGCCACCGGUGCGACGUGAUGAGCACACGCAAGGCUGCCGGACGAUGCUCAGGGCGGAGGUGCUAUGCGGAACGAAGCAAAGCGAAGCAAAACGGAGCGGAUCAAAUCGUAUCGGAUUGGAUCAGCGCGAUCUGGUCGGUGACGCCGUCUUCCCGACUGACCAGAGGACGGUGCCCGGAGCUGGGGACGGUCAGGCGUCCGGUUGUGAUAGGGCGCCGGGCGCACGAAGUACAGAAGAGGAGGAGGAGGCUGGGAAACCCAGACAUGGGCUCGGCUAG
Protopolystoma xenopodis is the source of this 381-nucleotide messenger RNA. Lineage: Eukaryota; Metazoa; Platyhelminthes; Monogenea; Polystomatidea; Polystomatidae. The record is from the annotation of a GenBank genome assembly.